UUUCGACCCGCCCGCCCUGUCGGCAGAAUGUCCACUUCGCAUUUUUACUUGCCUUAUGGCUACAAAGAAGCUCCUCCAUGGCCAUCUCUGUACUGGCCAUUUGGUCCCAAUUUCAAUCCCCUGAGUUUAAUCGCUGACAUUCCUCAUUCGCUGUAUUAUAUGAAAGACAUUUGGAAAUUCACCGUGCUUUGGUCACUUCUAUUCUCGAUUAUCGUUUAUCUCCCAGCAGGUAUCUGGGCCUACUUUAUGUUUCUUAAAUCACACACUUUCAAAUGGUAUAUGCUGGUUCUUAUACCGUUAGUAUUUGUGUUGGCCGGAUGCCUUUCUUCCUUUAUCAUUGGAAGUGUCGUUGGUGUCGUGUUGUCCAUCAUCUAUAAUGCCGGUUUCUUUGUCAUGUCGACUUGGAUUCCGUUUUUGUGGGCUCUGAUUCAAGUUCUCAUUGUCGUCAUUGGCAGCUAUUCCACUAUCACUACCAUACUAUAACGAUUGUACUCUUUAGUCUAGCAUACUCACAUCAUGUACUAUAUACUAUAUCACAAUACAUACCAUCGUACAUGGUAAAGGCACCAUGUACGUCAUUUUCCCAAUUUUUA
This is a messenger RNA of Umbelopsis ramanniana AG, 593 nucleotides long. RefSeq lists its product as uncharacterized. The record is from RefSeq and is a predicted model, not a curated record. Lineage: Eukaryota; Fungi; Mucoromycota; Umbelopsidomycetes; Umbelopsidales; Umbelopsidaceae. Bases 28 to 483 code for a protein of 151 amino acids. The transcript is spliced from 4 exons.